Molecule: messenger RNA, 838 nt
Organism: Daphnia pulex (common water flea)
Lineage: Eukaryota; Metazoa; Arthropoda; Branchiopoda; Diplostraca; Daphniidae
Exons: 2
Coding region: 155-838 (227 amino acids)
Biological process (GO): sensory perception of taste
Cellular component (GO): membrane
Source: RefSeq, a predicted model, not a curated record
GUUACCAUACAUAUCCCCAUGGUUACAUCUAUAAUAAUACACACAAUUGUCAAGCUUCAACACUCAACACAAUUCUUCACAUCAAUGUUCCUCCAGUUAUUAAACCUAUUAGAUGCAUUUUCUUUAGUGGGAUAGGAAAUUCGGUUUCCCCAUCAUGUCGGUAUUCGAACAAAUCCGACCGUUCGUUAAUCUCUGUCAAGCGUGCGGGAUGAUUCCUUACGCGAUAGAAAACAAUUUAAUGACCAACAAAUUUAACAAAUUCACUUUCUCUUUCAAGCAUCGUGUCGCCAGGUGGUUCCUAUUUAUUUUGGCUUUACAAAUCGCCAUUGUUUGCUUCGCGAGGUACUUCUCAGUCAGUAAACAGGACGACAUAUCAACCGAUCAAAGUUUACCCAUCACCAUUAAAAUUCUGUCCGCGGUCAAUUCAAUUUCCUCACUGGUACAAUUAUUAUUUUCCCGCUGGAUCGUGUUGCGCUACCGUCGGCUGCAGAGGGCAAUCGAAGCCGUCCAAGAAGUCGAGAGGCUUUUCGGAAAGGAAUUCAUGGCGCAGCACAAGAGCUCGCUCAAGACCCGAAUUAUUAUCGGCUUUAUACUUAUCCUCAUGACAAUUGUAAGCGGGGCGCUCGCAGUGAUGCCACUAGUACCAUCCUGGGUUCUAGAGAAUCCGACGGCUUUAUUAGGAACGGCUGCAAUACUCCUGAUUCUGAUGAUGACCGCGACGAUAUUUGAAUGCAUUUUCUUAUUCAUACACAUCUGCAAUUACAUAAUCUCACAUUACAUGCAAAUGGUUUUGUUGGAUACUGAAGCGGAUCGUUAUGAUGGACAUUUGAACUGGUAA